Messenger RNA from Hypomesus transpacificus, 1987 nucleotides. RefSeq names its product intraflagellar transport 57 homolog (Chlamydomonas) (gene ift57). The record is from RefSeq and is a predicted model, not a curated record. Bases 464 to 1711 code for a protein of 415 amino acids. Gene Ontology annotation, cellular component: Golgi apparatus; intraciliary transport particle B; cilium. The transcript has 11 exons. NCBI's taxonomy places the organism in Eukaryota, Metazoa, Chordata, Actinopteri, Osmeriformes, Osmeridae. Gene Ontology annotation, biological process: intraciliary transport; non-motile cilium assembly.
GAUGAACAAAUAGUUGGUCGUUGUUAAAGGGAUGCUGAGUUCUUCCAUCGAAGUUAGCUACCUAGUGCCACUAGUACUAGUGGCAGAGUAGGUAGCUAUCGUCUUAUAUGUUAAGUACCCCUGCUUCAAAAUUAUUUUUUUGCUACCUACCGAGGGAGCCAGUUACUAACUGCUUCUACCAACAAUUCAACUUAGCUUAAAACAUUAGUGCUAGCUAGCUAACAUUAGCUACUUCCAACUGGGUUGCUUGACAACGACAGGAGGUAAACAUACACAAGACCAGCUAGCCUAGCACUAGCAGCUAGCUGGCUAGCUAACAUUAGGUUGUUUGGUUUGGUGACAGCUUUUCUGAUCAGUAUCAACAUUUAACGCUAUAGUACGUUACUAAAUCCCAAAGAAUAUUUGGACUUGGGUUAAUUGUCACUGAUUUGCUUGUUGACAAGCUACAACGCUAAGCGGACAGAUGGCAGACGAUAGUAGACGAGGAGAUGACGAUGAAAGGGGUCCUGGAGCAGUUUAUCAGAUGUUUAUGGUCAUGGAAGACUUGCUGGACAAAUUAAAACUAUUGGAUUACGAGGAGGAAGUACUUUCAAAGCACAACAUGAAAGCGCUCUCAAGACAUUACUUUGCAUCCUGUGCCUACACGCCCUCCAAUCCAGGCGAGCAAUUCUACAUGUUUACCAUCAUCGCCUCUUGGCUCAUCAAUGAAGCUGGAAGACCAUUCGAACAGCCGCAAGAGUACGAUGACCCCAACGCCACAGUGUCCAAUAUUCUAUCAGAGUUGAGAGCUUUUGGUGGUUUGGUGGACUUUCCUCCAUCAAAACUCAAAGCAGGUUCAGGGGAACAUGUCUGUUAUGUACUGGACCGGUUAAUAGAGGAGGUUUUGAAGAAGAGGGGUUUUGUCUGGAAAAGACCAAACUACCCUACAGAGGAGAUGGAGGAAGAGUCAGUGAUGGAGGAUGAUGCUGAACUAACGCUCAGCAAGGUGGAAGACGAGAUGACAGAUGAACCAGAUGACUUUGAAGAGGAUAACGUUAUGGACCUCGAGGCACUGAAAUCAAGGACAAAUCCGAGUGUAGCCAGCCUGUCUUCAAAGCCUGAUGACAUAUUAGAGUCCAACACAGAUGCUGCAGAGUGGAACUUGGAGGUGGAAAGGGUCCUACCACAGCUGAAAGUUACCAUCAGAACAGACAACAAGGACUGGAGGAUCCAUGUGGACCAAAUGCAUCAACACAGAGAUGGAAUUAAAUCCUCACUGAAGGAGACCCAGGGCUACCUGGACAAGCUGCAGGAGGAGAUAGGGAAGACAUUGGAGAAGGUGGGCAGCAGAGAGAAAUACAUCAACAACCAGCUGGAGCACCUCAUUCAGGAGUACCGCAGUGCUCAGUCUAAACUUAGUGAGGCUAAGGAGCGCUAUCAGCAGGGAAGUGGUGGAGUAACUGAGAGAACCAGAGAGCUGGCAGAGAUUACAGAGGAGCUGGAUAAAGUGAAGCAGGAGAUGGAGGAGAAGGGCAGCAGUAUGUCAGAUGGAGCCCCCGUGGUCAAGAUCAAACAGAGUCUGACAAAGCUGAAGCAAGAGAUCGUUCAGAUGGACAUUCGCAUAGGAGUGGUUGAGCACACACUGCUUCAAGCCAAGCUUAAGGAGAAAUCCAACAUGACCAGGGACAUGCAUGCCACCAACAUUCCAGAGCCUGCCAUUGGUGCAUACUGAUGAUACCACUCAAACAAAUCAGGUUGCUCAAAUGCAUUUACCUGUCUAUUAUCAGACAUCUGAAAUAACCAUUUAUAACCAGUUUUUGUUUUGCAGUUUACUAGUUACCAUCCAUGUGGUUAAGACGACACAAGCAAUGUUGAGAAGAUGGGUGUUUAUAUAUGGUAGCUGAGGAUGUUCUGAAGCUCUGUUCUAUUUUAAGGAUGAUUGGUUACUGUAAACAUGAUUUUGGUUAUCUGUACAUAUUUAUAGAAAAAAUAAAAAUACAUUAUAUUA